This is a messenger RNA of Ruditapes philippinarum (Manila clam), 4498 nucleotides long. Its product is annotated as post-GPI attachment to proteins factor 6-like. The transcript has 11 exons. Lineage: Eukaryota; Metazoa; Mollusca; Bivalvia; Venerida; Veneridae. Gene Ontology annotation, cellular component: plasma membrane. The coding region runs from base 73 to 2496 and encodes 807 amino acids. The record is from RefSeq and is a predicted model, not a curated record.
GUAAUAUGAUAAGAUGGUUAUAAAUUAAGAUGUUUUGUAAAUAAACAAAUUAGAAGACAUUUGUUGGAUAAAAUGUAUCAAAUUUUAUCACAUAACAUUUUAUUUUUAAUCGUCAUCAGUGUUUUGCUAAUUAAAACUAAUUAUGCUGCUUAUUUUUCUGAUGUUCAUUGGAGUACAGCUAUAAAGUUAUCACAGUACGAGAGCUAUAGAUCAGUUACCCUACUUUCAUACAAUGUACCAGAGCAAACAGCAGAUGUUUCCUUCAGUUUCCAGGCAAAAACAUCAGGCAAAGCUUGCACAUUCAGAGAAGUUCAUGUAUACCUUCAGCAAGGAAGUUAUCCUUUGGUGACCCCCUACAAUGAGACAUAUCCACCAAAUUUUUACUUGAAUCGGACAGAUUUGUUUCACAUUGAGAUACAGAAAGAUGCAGAUGCUGUGUCAUAUAUAAUCUCUAGUCCAAGACCUGGUACCUGGUAUUUUGCGGCUUUUUUGCCUAAACCCACUUCAGAUAAAAUACAGAUAAAGGAGUUAGAUAAGUCAUGUAUGUAUGGAAUGUUUGUGGUGGUAGAGUCCAGGGGUUAUGAUAACAUUGAGGAGAUAUCUACAGAAAAAUCUCAGCAUGUCCAUCUGACCCAACAAGCCACACAAUCACAGGCCCUAUACAGGUUUGUUUUACCCAAGGACACAGUAGAAUAUACAGUGAAAAUAGACAAUUGUAUAGUGACAUCAUUAGAUACAUCAGCUGAACAAACUAACACCUCAAAUGUGAAUGAAACAGAACCAGUGUUGCCAUCAAGGUCAACCAAUUGUCCUAUAGUGAUGACGAUUGAGGCAGAGAUGUUACCGAGCCCAAAAUCAAAGUUAAAAUUGGCAUGUGGAAAUAAGACAGUGUGCAGUAAAACAGUUUUAUCGCCAGUACUUCAUAAAUGGACGUACAUUCUGUUAACAGUUGACAAUGACUUCAAUGUGUCAGAGAUUCAGUUCCAAUUACAUUUUGAGAAGAAAGGCUGCGAAUCAUUGAAACUAUUGUUACCAAAGACAAUAUAUGAAGCUACAACAAGAGAGAAGAAUUCCAACAGUUUACAGCUUUCCCAGGAUUCCUGCAUCAAAAUGGCUUCCCUCGGACGAUUUAUUUUUAACCAGCUCACCUUUAACCUCUCAUACCUUCUGUCUGAACCAGGACCAAUACCGAUCCCAGCUAUGUUAGAUAAACUUUAUAUCCCAGAUUAUCAGGUGUUAGUUACAGAUAUCAGUGUACAAGAAGGUACAGAUAUAGGAGGAACUUUAGUGUUAGAUGUCAGAUUUAUAAAGGCUUCUCUAGAAACUUCCAAACAUUCCAUAGUGUUGUAUGUAUGUCUGAUGAAAAAUUCUAUACCUGGAGGUGAAACGAUUGCAUCCUGUGAGACUGGUGUACAGAUUAUCCUGAAUACAACAUCAGAACAACUCGAGGACACAGUCUAUGUGCCAUACCCAGAGGUGGGAAUAUGGUACCUGGCUCUCAAUAGUAGAUGUUACAAAAAGGAUACCAUGGCUGUAAUCAGGUGUCUAGGAGCGCCUCAGGUUGACAUUGAUUUGUCAAUAUCAGGAUGUUUAGAUGGUCAAUGUGGCGAGUAUGGUGCCUGUCAGGAUUAUAUCAGUGGCGUUCAUGUGUUCAGCUCAUGCAAGUGUUUUGCAGGUUGGCGGGGCUACGGCUGCACCGAUGGUACACAUGGACGGACUAAGAAUGAAGAGUUAGUUGCGUUGCUGCUGCUUACUUUAAGCAAUCUGUUCUUUGUUCCGUCAAUUAUUGUCGCUUUGUACAGACGUUACUUCACAGAGGCAGCAGUGUACACAUACACCAUGUUUUGGUCUGCAAUAUACCAUGCAUGUGAUGCAAGUGACCUUGUUUAUUACUGUCUCCUGGACUAUGAUCUACUCAGUUUUGCUGAUUUCUUGGGCUCAAUCUAUUCCUUUUGGGUGACAAUGUUAGCAAUGGCAGUGAUACCAACAAAAGUUCGAACCUUCGCACAGGCAUUAGGAGCUUUAGGUGUAGCUGUCGGAGUAGAGUAUAAACGCCAUGGAAUUUUUGCCUUUGCUCUCCCAGCAGGCAUUGCUGCAAUUGUUAUGUUUGGCUCUUGGGGCUUGCAAUGUAAAAGACGUAGAAAGUUGUUUCCACAAAAGAGAUAUAUUCUUCUGCACCUUAUACCUGGAGUAAUUCUAGCAUUUACAGGUAUGGGGAUAUUUGCAUUCCUAGAGACAGAGGAAAACUACAAGUAUACUCACAGUUGUUGGCAUGUUGCCAUGUCUCUAUCAGUUGUAUUCCUGCUCCCAGGACGACAAACCAAAGGUAUAGAUAUUACUGAGACUAGUUCAAAUAACCUUACUAACAAUAAUAGUGCUACUAACUCACGGAUAGUGCUCAGUUCCUACGCUGAUAUGCCCAAUGGUCAUGUGACCAGUAGUGAAAGUGUGGAAAUCAGCAUGGGAGAUAAUCCAGCAUAUUCUCCACCUGAAUAACAUAAAGUGAUUCUCACGCUUUUGUAGUUAUAAUGCUUUCUCAUUAUAUGCUCAUAUACUAACAUUGAUUGUUCCAUAUGUUAUAAAAUACUUGCUUUUUAUUUGAGAUUUGUUCAUCAUAACAAGGACAAUGGGCUUGGUAUUGAAAUUAUUUUUGAAAGAAAUUCAUUGAAGUAAGAAAAAAAUGCAUUUUUAAUAGCUUUUUUUUUAAAACUGGAUAUGUAAAAUAUUCAUCAAGUGAAUAUGUUUACAAGAGAAAGUGACAUAUACAUGUAUUGACCAAAAUGUUGUUCUUUUAUGAAUUUUAUAAUAUGAUCAGUGAAAGUUUUCAGGAUUAUUCUUGAACUUAAGAUCUUUUUUAAAAUGAAACUACCGUAUAUAAGCAUGGUUUUAAGCAUAAAACUAUAAAACUUUCACCAAUGCACACAUACAAAAGUUUCUUACAGAAAUAUUGCCUUUUCAACACAUUCCUGAAAAUGUUUUUUGUAAACUUAAAGCAAUUUAUUUUUUUGUAAAAAAAUCAUCUGAUUAAAGACAGUAAACUUUCCUUUCAUAUACAUUUUUUUCUCUGAUUAAUAUGAAUUUAAUUCUUCAUAAUUUUGAAAUCAUACUUACAAAAAUAUCAAUAUUCUUCAUACAUUGUUUUCCAAUUAGUUUGAUAAUACACUUGUACCAUCCUAGUUACAAAUAGAACAUGUUUUAAUAGGGAAUAGCUGGACUGGGAACAUUCUUUUUUAUUCUUGCAUGUCAGACUGGUUUUUAGUGUUUGCAUCUAUGCUUGAAAAUGCCAUCUUAUACCCCUACAUGUAAGAUGAGCUGCUUACUUUAAAAUGAUGUCAUUAAACCAACUUUAUGAUUGAAUCGCAUGUUUUAGGAUGGUGUCAUUCCUCUACAUGUAAUAACAUGUUGUAAGUUGUGCACAUCAUUUCUCAAUGGUCAAACUAAGAGUGAUUCUACCUUUUUCUCUUAAAAUUUUGUUAUCCUUACUGACUUAGCUUAAUAGGAAGAGUAUGGGAUUUGUAAUUCAGGGAUUGCUGGUUUGAUCCUUGAAUGAGACGAAAUUUCUCUAAAGACAGCUAAUCUCGGACAUUGUGUCUAAUGGUCAUUGUCCCCCACUCAGUUGGGAUAUGCAGUUGCUCACUUGCAAAGAAAUUAAUCAUAACUGAUUAAGUUGCUAUGGAAAGCUGGUUAAUGUACCAAACUACUGAUAAGUUACAGGGAAGCCUGGCUUAGUGGACCAACAGUGAACCAAUGGCUGAGAUAUAAACUAAAAUGUGUUAAAAUUAUACAAAUAAAUUCUGAGUAUUACUUUAUAGUGCCAGGUCAUGUGUGCAAUAAAAAUUCACAGUUUUUAUAAGCUUUUUUCAGGUUCAGAAUAUGAAAACUUUUGUUGUGUUUUUUUUUUUUUAUCUAACACAUGCUAUGUGUAUAAUCAUGUUCAUGCUUUUUUAUGUUGAGUGUUCAAAGCAGUCAACAUUUUUAGAUGUGAAAUUUUUGCAAAACAUAUCCUUGAAAUUCAUGUCAAAGAUUUUUUUUCAUGCUGAAAGCUAUUUUUAUUUUGCGAGUGCCAAAAUGAUAGAAAUCUGCCAUUUUACAAGUAAUUUCUACUUCAAUGUAUAAAUUAUGAAUUCAAAUGUUUAUGCAUUUUUAUUUGUGAGAUUUUAUUAUUAUUUACAUGGUAUGAGUUUUUUUUGCAUGUCACAAAUUUUGCGAGAAAGCAAUGGUAAUGACUAGAUUGUAAAGAAGCAUGUUGAAUCUUGCUUUAUAAUCAAAUAUAGCUGGGAUAGAUGAAAAUGUGACCUUUGUAGUUUCGUAAAACAGAAACAAUGCAGAAAAAUAACCAAAAAAUAAAACACAUUGAGGAAAACAGACUCAGCAAUUUUCACCCAUUUAUUUUUGUUAACAUAGCUCUAAAGGGAUUUAAGGAUUUUUAAAACACCUUUUCUCUGUAACCAAAGGUCAUUUCAGAAUAGGUCACAGAAAGAUGGGAAGUAUGAAAUUA